Molecule: messenger RNA, 3076 nt
Organism: Centropristis striata (black sea bass)
Lineage: Eukaryota; Metazoa; Chordata; Actinopteri; Perciformes; Serranidae
Gene: evlb
Product: Enah/Vasp-like b
Exons: 13
Coding region: 532-1764 (410 amino acids)
Biological process (GO): actin polymerization or depolymerization; positive regulation of actin filament polymerization; protein homotetramerization
Cellular component (GO): cytoskeleton
Molecular function (GO): profilin binding; SH3 domain binding; actin binding
Source: RefSeq, a predicted model, not a curated record
ACUCUCAUCUCCCAUUCAGUCUCUCUGUAUGUGGCUGAGGGCUGCUCUCUCCUUUUUAAGCCUCUCUUUCCCCCAUAGUACCUUCAUUUCUUCCUAAUUGUGCUUCUCUACCUGCCAGAGGAUGAAUUGAUGACCAUAAACCAGGAUUAAUUUUUUUGUGUCUUCUGGAGGCAGCAUCAUUUUCCUGGAGUCAUCUUUGUUCUACAGCUGCUGAGUGUACAGUGGCUGCUAGUGGGGAAAUAGGUUAGUGUGCCUGUUUGGUGCCGGGCAGCAGAGGUGAUUGAAUGUGCUGUACACGGAGGAGAAGAAGAAGAGGGGGAUGCCUUCUUGGCGGUAGCGCUCUGUAGCCCUGCGACCACUUGGGGAGAAGGUGUCUGGGGAUGCUGGCGCCGAACUCUGACCUUUAGCGAAAGUGUCAGCAACGAAAUUUCGGACAGACGGAAGGAUAAAGCAACAAAUACAGACUUUUUUCCCUCCUUUUUUGUCAUCACGAAAUAGGGCUGACCUGUGUGUCUGCUGUGUGUGGACACCAUGGACAUCAACCUUCAGUCACACCGGUUUUACUUCCCCCAGAUCUACUGUGCUGAACCGGGGGCACAGCCUCAGCUCACUGAGUUCAAAGUCAGUGAGCAGAGUAUCUGCCAGGCGCGGGCCUCGGUCAUGGUCUAUGAUGACACCAGUAAGAAGUGGGUGCCCAUCAAGCCUGGACAGCAGGGAUUCAGCCGCAUCAACAUCUACCACAACACUGCCAACAACACCUUCAGAGUGGUGGGCGUCAAACUGCAGGACCAGCAGGUGGUUAUCAACUACUCCAUAGUGAAGGGCCUCAAAUACAACCAGGCCACCCCAACCUUCCACCAGUGGCGGGACGCCAGGCAGGUCUAUGGCCUCAACUUCGCCAGCAAGGAGGAGGCCACCACCUUCUCCAACGCCAUGCUCUUUGCCCUUAAUGUCCUCAGCGCUCAGGAUGGAGGUCCAGCUGUCCAGCGCCAAGUCCAGAAUGGACCAACUUCAGAUGAGAUAGAAGCUCAGAGAGCGAGGCAGAUGAUUGAGCAGCAGCAGCAAAUGCAGGCACACAUGGAGCGGGAGCGACGGUCGUCCAACUCAGGUUCUCCUUUCCAAGGCCACCCUGCUGUGCUCUCCGUGGCCCCCCCAGUAAUACCUCCUCCAAUGAACAUGGGUGGCCCUCCUCCCCCUCCCCCACCGCCGGGACCUCCACCACCUUCAGCAGGGGCACCCCCACCUCCUCUCCCACCUCCACUUCCCAUGGGUGGAGGGUUUCACGCGGACGAACCCCCCGCCCACACGGGUCUCGCCGCUAUGAUCGCUGGAGCCAAACUGCGCCGCGUUCAAAGACCUCAAGACGACAGCUCUUCAAGCGGCAAAAACGAUGCCAACCGAACAAGUGGAGGAAGCGGAGGACUGAUGGAGGAGAUGAACGCUCUGUUGGCGCGAAGAAGGAAAGCAGCCUCAGAGAGGCCCGAGGACAGCCAAAAUGAUGACCCAAAUUCUCCGUCACCCAGCACCCGGAGUGGACAGAACGCCACAGAUGCUGCAAAGAAGCCGUGGGACCGAGCUAACUCUGCAGACAGGUCAAUGGUUUCAAGGGUACGGCCUGUGGGGGGUGGCAGCGACACAGACUCGUUAGACCUUGAUAGAAUGAAACAGGAAAUCUUGGAAGAGGUGUUUCGUGAAUUGCACAAAGUGAAGGAUGAAAUCAUUGAUGCCAUUAGACAUGAACUCAGUCGAAUUAGCACGACAUAAUCUUUCAGAGCCACUCCCAAACAUGAACCACCUUUUUGAACCAUUGCCCCUGCAGCAGCUGCUGCGGCCCUGAGGAGGAGAAAGAAGGAGGAAGAGGAGGAGAAGGCAGGAACGGAGGCCCAAACUGUGACAUCUACUCAUCCUGUUCAGCUGUGGUGUUGAAGCAACGCGGCAAUGUUGCUGUAACACCUCAGACAUGUCUGUGUAACAUUUGGUUUGUUUGUCUGGACGUGAAUGGGGCACACUCUCGCACUGAUUCCUCUGAUUUCCUCACAUUUUCUGUCUGUUUGUUCGCCCACUUUGCCCCUCUGUCCUCGGCCUGAAGGAAAACGGAUAAAAUGAAUUAUGAUUUUAUUUGUUUUUCUUUUUUUUCACACAGGUUUGUUUUAAACAUUUUAUUAUUCUUAUUAUUAUUACUAUCAUUUUCAUUAUUAUUACUAUCAUUUUUAUGAUUGUCAAUGUAAUGUUGAUAUGAGUAGUAGUAGUGUAGUGAGUACAAUAGUAAUAAUGAGGAAAUGAUCAUGAGAAUAUGAUAGUAAUGAUAAUGUUGAUAAUUAUAAUUGCACAUCAUUUUAUGUAAGCCUUUUGUAUUUUAUAUUAUUUGUUUUCAUUUGUUUUUGUUUUAGAUACAGUUGCAAGCACAUCCCAAAAAUUUUCUCAUUCUCAAACCUGGAACAUUUUUUAAAGGUUUUUUAUCCUUUACGCCAACACAGUUUUGUGUGGAAACACGACCGAAAAAAACAGGCUCCGACCUGAAACCGAGGGUGGAAUUCUUUGGAUAUUGCAAUCUUAUAAACAAAAAAAUAAAUAAAUAAUACACCAGAGUAUUUGUGAUCAUGUUGUUAAUAAAAUGUUUAUUGGCUGCAAGGAUAUGGUGAAGUAUUGUUCAUUUUAUUCUCUCCUUUUAUGACAAAGUGCUUCCUGGUUUGACAAAAAAAAAAAAGAAACACACUAAGUUUAAAAUGAAUUGAAAUAAAACUGUGAACAAUGUCUUGGAUAAAUGAGGCCGUCUCUUUCCUUUUUUGUUUCUGUGGGUGAUAUUUUCAUUCCUGUCUCACUAUAUCUUUUUAAAGACCAAAACCUGUGCUAACUGAAUAUGUGCCAUAAAUUACAGCUGGUGCAGCACAAAGAAGUGUGAAACAUCUGAGCUGCUUCUGUGCAACCGUAUUGUGUUAUUCAAGUGUUGCACACAAUAUAAGGCGCUGUUCAAGUGUCAUACAAAUAUAUUUGCUAAAUAGAGACGAAAGAUAAACCCAAAGACUAUAUUUAUUAGUUUAUUGGGUAUUUAGAAAGUGUUAUAAAAAAUGGAAUU